Molecule: messenger RNA, 3111 nt
Organism: Saccharomyces kudriavzevii IFO 1802
Lineage: Eukaryota; Fungi; Ascomycota; Saccharomycetes; Saccharomycetales; Saccharomycetaceae
Gene: VSB1
Product: Vsb1p
Exons: 1
Coding region: 1-3111 (1036 amino acids)
Cellular component (GO): membrane
Source: RefSeq, a predicted model, not a curated record
AUGGGAAGAACUAUUAGAAGACGCAGAAGCAAUUCAUCCCUUUCAGAGGCCAUAUCUGUCUCACUGGGAAUAAACCAAGACUCAUCUAAAAACAAAAUGCACAGAGCAAGUGUCAGUGCAAUGUCGCCUCCAUUAUGCCGUUCAUAUAUGAGUGGAUUUUUCACAGGCGGAAGCUCCCCUAUGGUCAAGAAUAUGUCUGAUUCGAAACUCCCCUUCUCAAACAAGCAACAUCCUACAGUAAUACACGGAUCAGAAAAUUUGCAUAGGCAAACAGCUCAACUUUCCAAUGAAUUUUGCUCUUCUUCUGUUGAGGAGAACUCUCCGACGAUCAAGGACUACAUGGAUAUCAUAGAUAGUGAUGACAGGAAAGAUGAUCAAUCUAUGCGCACCAUCGUAGAGAAUAUUGAUGAAGAAUAUUCAGAUGAAUACUCAAGAUUAUUACUUAGCCCAGCAUCAUCCAAUGUAGAUGAUGAACGAAAUCGUGCACUACAAAGUGGCCCAAUAUCGGAGUUGGAAGACGAUUAUGGGGGCGGGUAUCAAUCUCUCCGUCCAUCUCAUAAUUUGCGUUUUCGACCAAGAAACAUAUGGCAAUGGUGUACUUCAUUUCCUUUCAAAUUUGCACAUUAUCUACCUGCGGCAGUAUUGGGCUUGCUUUUGAACAUAUUAGAUGCCUUGUCAUAUGGUAUGAUCAUAUUUCCAAUUACUGAACCAGUCUUUUCUCAUUUAGGGCCUACCGGUAUUUCUAUGUUUUACAUUUCCACGAUAAUAUCACAAGCUGUGUAUUCUGGAGGCUGGUCGAGUUUUCCUUCCGGGAUUGGAAGCGAAAUGAUCGAAAUUACUCCCUUUUAUCAUACAAUGGCAUUGGCUGUUAAGGACGCGCUGGAAGGUAAUGAUGACGAAAUCAUAACCACAACAAUUUUUUGUUAUGUCAUAAGUUCUAUGCUUACAGGUGUUGUUUUCUAUGUAUUGGGUAAACUACGACUAGGAAAAAUAGUUGGAUUUUUCCCACGGCACAUCUUAAUCGGCUGUAUCGGGGGUGUUGGUUAUUUCUUGAUAAUUACGGGUAUUGAAGUAACAACGAGGGUAGCUAAAUUUGAAUAUUCAUGGCCUUUCUUUUCAGGGCUGUUCACAAAUUACGACACUUUGGCUAAAUGGUUGUUGCCCGUUCUGUUGACAGUGAUUUUAAUUGGUACACAGCGCUAUUUCAAGAACUCAUUAGUUUUACCAACCUUUUACAUCUUGACAUUAGUUUUAUUCCAUUUUAUUGUUGCAAUCAUUCCUACAUUGUCUUUGGAUACUUUGAGAGAAGCAGGUUGGAUCUUUCCGAUCGCUAAUUCAGAUAGCAAGUGGUACGAUCACUAUAAAUUAUUUAAUGUCCAUAAGGUUCACUGGUCACUAGUUUUACAACAAAUACCAACGAUGAUGGCAUUGACCUUUUUUGGUAUCUUACACGUUCCCAUAAAUGUGCCCGCAUUGGCCAUGUCGCUCCAAAUGGAUAAAUACGAUGUUGAUAGGGAACUGAUCGCCCACGGCUAUUCAAAUUUUUUCAGUGGAUUAUUAGGCUCUGUUCAGAACUAUUUGGUAUACACUAACAGUGUUUUGUUUAUUAGAGCAGGUGCUGAUUCAUCAUUUGCUGGGUUCCUUUUGAUAGCCUUAACCAUCUGCGUCAUGUUAAUUGGACCUGUCAUAAUAUCAUUCAUCCCAAUCUGUAUAGUCGGCUCCCUCAUUUUCUUACUGGGUUAUGAGUUAUUGGUGGAAGCAUUGGUUGAUACGUGGAAUAAGUUGAAUAGGUUUGAAUACUUAACUGUUGUGAUUAUUGUUUUCACGAUGGGUGUCUUUGAUUUUGUCCUAGGUAUUAUCGUUGGCAUUUUGAUUGCAUGUUUUUCAUUCUUGGUCGAUAGUACAAAAUUACAAACCAUUAACGGUGAAUACAAUGGGAAUGUUGCAAAAAGUACAGUUUAUCGUGACUAUGUUCAAACUAAAUUUCUAGACGGUAUUGGAGAACAAAUAUACGUUUUGAAGCUUCAAAACGUUUUGUUUUUCGGAACGAUCAUAUCAAUUGAAGAGAAAAUUGAGAAAUUAUUACAAAUUAGUAACAAAGAUGCGAAGAAAAGGAGAAUAAAGUACUUAAUUUUGGACUUUAAAAAUAUCAACGCCGACAAUAUUGACUAUUCUGCAGCAGAAGGUUUCAAUAGAAUUAAGAGAUUCACCGGAACCAAACGAAUCAAAUUAAUUAUAUCUUCAAUCAAGGAGAGAGACCGUAUAUACAACGCCUUCAAUAACGUGGGGUUGUUGAAUGAUGUGGAAUUAUUUGCUGAUUUAAAUAGUGCUUUGGAAUGGUGUGAGAAUGAAUUUCUCUUUCAGUAUAAGCAGUUAAGAGAAAAAGCAAAAAAACGCUUGGAAGAAAGAAAGCAAAGUAGCGUCGCAUCUGCAAUAAUGGCAGCCACUCAAAACAAAAAGAUCGAUGGGUUAGGAAAUGGUUUAAGUACGGGAGAAAACAGAGACCAUGCUAGAAACUUAAUGUCACUUCCAACCAAUACACCUCGUAAUUAUCAAAUGCUUUCUGUGGCUCAAAAUGUGUUUGUGAAUGAUGAACAAGCAGUAAAGAAUUUCAAGAUGGAAUACAAGAAUGAUGAACCAAUCCUGCCUAUUUUGCUAUUUGCGUUAAAGCAAUAUCGACCUGAUAUCAUAUCCGAAAUCCAAACGGUAAGAGAAAAAGAAAUUAAAUUUUGGGCACAACUGUGCCCCUAUUUCACCAGACGCAGAUUAGCAAGUCAAUCACUAUUACUACAUGCAGACAACAUAUUCUUCCUGGUAGAAACAGGUAUGUUGAAGGCAACAUACGAAUUACCGCAAGGUACAUUGUACGAGAUUUUCUCAAAUGGUACAUGCUUUGGAAAAAUCAUUGCCCCAGGGAAUGCUAUGCCUAGAGAACAGAAACUUACCAUCGAAACAGAGACGGACUCUGUACUAUGGGUUAUAGAUUCUAGCUCUUUAAAAAAAAUGAAAGAAGAAAACCUGGCACUAUAUGUGGAGGUUACGCUAAUGGUUAUGUGCAUUAAAGACACCAGAUUUAAAGAAUUACUAGGCUACACACUUGUUAGCGCAUGA